AUGGGUUUUCUUUCUGCCAUUACUGCCAUUUUUCUUGUCGGUACCGUCUUAAGCGCAACCCUUCCGACCAUUCCUUCACCAUCAGGACCCUACGGCGUGGGGCUUCAAACCGCAGAGCUUAUCAACAAUGCCUUACUUGAUCCAUAUGCUCCCUCCAACGUAUCGCGGCGAAUAAUGGUAUCAGCCUUCUAUCCGACUUCUCGUGGCACCUCUUGCAAACAGACUAAAUACCCCUACAUGCCACCUGCAACAGCUCAGGUCUAUGACACCAUGUAUGCUCCAGUAGGGCUGCCAAAUGGCACUUUCGAGGCCAUCGGGAUGUCUCUAUGCAACCCGACUGCUACUACCUCUGAUAGGGGGAGGCCACGCCGCCAAAGCCAUCCUGUCGCCCUAUUCUCACCUGGCCUCGGGAACUCUCGACUGAUCUACAGCGUCACUGCAGCGAGUCUGGCGGCCCAAGGAUUUAUUGUAUUUACCAUUGACCACCCCUACGACGCGCCCAUAGUGGAGUUUCCGGACGGAAGCACUGUGCCCGCCGUCGACAUUGACACAAAAGACCAGAUCGUUGCCGCAUUGAAAACACGGACUAAAGACCUGCUGUUCGUGGCCGAACAACUGCACAACGCUACCUUUACCCGAACGAUCUUGAACGGCUUAUACGGGACCCCCGACCUCAGCCGCGUCUUCGCAUGCGGACACUCAUUAGGUGGCGCGACCGCGGCUGGCGCAAUGCUGAAGAACAGUAACAGCAGCAUCCGCGCCGGGAUCAACCUUGACGGCACGCUCUUCGGAGACGUGACCACGGUCGGACUCAACAAGCCUUUCGCGAUGUUGUCGCACGAAGGCAAGAACCUGACGUCUGAUCCCUCGUGGGCCGAGACGUGGCCCCGGCUCAACAAUUCAAAGAUCGCUGCGACGGUCCGAGGCACUCAGCACGGCAGCUUCACGGACUUCCCGGUCUUGGUGGAUGUGCUUGGUCUGCGAGACGCAUUGGGUGACGGCGCUUCAGAGUUGGUUGGGACAGUCUCCGGAAGGCAAAUGAUGGAGCUCCUGUCAGGAUUUGCCAGUGCCUUCUUCCGCUUCGCUGGAGGUCAGACACGGUCAGCGGCGUUGGAACGAGCCUUGGGUCAGUUCUCUGAAGUAGAGGUUCUGGAUUCGGUUCUGAGACCGCAGACUGAGCACUUGUCGAAUGCGUGA
Cyphellophora europaea CBS 101466 is the source of this 1197-nucleotide messenger RNA. RefSeq lists its product as uncharacterized. The transcript has a single exon. Gene Ontology annotation, molecular function: 1-alkyl-2-acetylglycerophosphocholine esterase activity. Bases 1 to 1197 code for a protein of 398 amino acids. NCBI's taxonomy places the organism in Eukaryota, Fungi, Ascomycota, Eurotiomycetes, Chaetothyriales, Cyphellophoraceae. The record is from RefSeq and is a predicted model, not a curated record.